This is a messenger RNA of Neofelis nebulosa (Clouded leopard), 2924 nucleotides long. It is a transcript of the gene PXK, whose product is annotated as PX domain containing serine/threonine kinase like. Gene Ontology annotation, cellular component: extrinsic component of endosome membrane; late endosome; early endosome. The transcript is spliced from 18 exons. The coding region runs from base 108 to 1847 and encodes 579 amino acids. Gene Ontology annotation, biological process: early endosome to late endosome transport; endosome to lysosome transport; protein phosphorylation. Lineage: Eukaryota; Metazoa; Chordata; Mammalia; Carnivora; Felidae. Gene Ontology annotation, molecular function: actin binding; protein kinase activity; ATP binding. The record is from RefSeq and is a predicted model, not a curated record.
GGCGCGUGUUGACAGCGGCGGCGGCGGCGGAGCCGGGCGGGCGGCGGGAGUCGGCGCCUCUGGUUCCUGCCCCUGGUGUCGAGGUGGUGGCGGACGAGCGUCCCGGGAUGGCCUUCAUGGAGAAGCCGCCGGCCGGCAAGGUGCUGCUGGACGACACGGUGCCGCUGACAGCAGCCAUCGAGGCGAGCCAGAGCCUGCAGUCCCACACGGAAUAUAUCAUUCGGGUGCAAAGAGGAAUUUCUGUAGAAAACAGCUGGCAGAUUGUGAGGAGAUACAGUGACUUUGAUUUGCUGAACAACAGCUUGCAGAUUGCAGGCCUAAGUCUACCUCUUCCUCCCAAAAAAUUGAUUGGUAACAUGGAUCGUGAAUUCAUAGCUGAGAGGCAGAAAGGUCUUCAGAACUAUCUCAACGUUAUCACCACAAAUCAUGUCUUGUCUAAUUGUGAGCUGGUUAAGAAGUUUUUAGAUCCAAACAACUAUUCUGCAAACUACACUGAGAUUGCCUUACAGCAAGUUUCCAUGUUCUUCCGAUCAGAACCAAAGUGGGAGGUGGUAGAGCCAUUGAAAGACAUAGGUUGGAGAAUAAGGAAGAAAUUUUUCUUGAUGAAGAUUAAAAAUCAGCCAAAGGAACGGCUAGUGUUAAGCUGGGCUGACCUUGGUCCCGACAAGUAUCUGUCAGAUAAAGAUUUUCAGUGUCUAAUCAAACUUCUACCUUCCUGUUUGCACCCUUACAUCUAUCGGGUCACCUUUGCCACAGCUAAUGAAUCCUCAGCAUUGCUUAUUAGGAUGUUUAAUGAAAAAGGAACUUUGAAGGACCUGAUCUAUAAGGCAAAACCAAAAGACCCAUUCCUAAAGAAGUACUGCAACCCUAAGAAGAUCCAGGGCCUUGAACUCCAGCAAAUAAAAACAUAUGGGCGGCAAAUAUUAGAGGUACUGAAGUUUCUACAUGACAAGGGAUUCCCUUAUGGGCAUCUGCAUGCCUCCAAUGUGAUGCUAGAUGGUGACACUUGUCGGCUGCUAGACCUUGAGAAUUCUCUAUUGGGCCUUCCUUCCUUCUACCGAUCCUAUUUCUCACAGUUCAGGAAAAUCAAUACAUUGGAAAGUGUGGACGUCCACUGCUUUGGCCACUUACUGUAUGAAAUGACUUAUGGACGACCGCCAGACUCAGUGCCUGUAGACUCCUUCCCUCCUGCACCGUCUAUGGCUGUGGUGGCCGUGUUGGAGUCUACGCUGUCUUGUGAAGCCUGUAAAAAUGGCAUGCCUACCGUCUCCCGGCUCUUACAGAUGCCGUUAUUCAGUGAUGUUUUACUAACCACUUCUGAAAAGCCACAGUUUAAGAUUCCCACAAAGUUAAAAGAGGCAUUGAGAAUUGCCAAAGAAUGUAUAGAAAAAAGACUAAUUGAAGAACAGAAGCAGAUUCACCAGCAUCGAAGACUGACAAGAGCUCAGUCUCACCAUGGAUCUGAAGAAGAGAGGAAAAAGAGAAAGAUUUUAGCUCGAAAGAAGUCAAAACGGUCUGCUGUUGAAAACAGUGAAGAGUAUUCAGCAAAAUAUAGCAACUCCAAUAAUUCAGCAGGAUCUGGGGCCAGCUCACCUCUCACAUCCCCGUCAUCACCGACUCCACCCUCUACAGCAGGGAUUUCCGCAUUACCUCCACCGCCUCCGCCUCCGCCUCCGCCACCAGCAGCUCCCUUGCUUCCUGCGAGCACAGAGGCGCCUACACAGCUUCCGCCCCAGGCUGUGAAUGGCGUGAGCCGAGGGGCCUUACUCAGCUCCAUCCAGAAUUUCCAAAAGGGAACUUUGAGGAAAGCCGAAACCUGUGAUCACAGUGCUCCUAAGAUCGGCUGAAGAUUCGUGUUUACACUUGGAGGGAAAAGUUCUUUGUUUUUUCCUCCCACCUCCAGCCCCUAAAGCACUCUCUUUCCGGAUGAACAAUCGCUGAGCCAGUAAAGCCACAUACUGUUUUGCAGAUGCUCAUCUAAGAGGCUUCUCAAGAGGGAAAUAUCCAAGUAGAAUAAAGUCAGGCUGGCGUUUCUGCCUUAAGAAAUAAUUCGCUCCUUUAUUACCAUUUUAAAGGAGUCUUGUUCAUCCUCUAAUGGGCAUCUUUUGGGGGCAGCAGCAUAUUGGAGUCAACAUUUGCACCAACUUAAGGAAAUGGACAGAAAAACAAUGACAAUAUUCACUGCCAGCAGUGAAUGACCUUUGUGUUGCAAUCCUUCCCAUCCCAUCAGACACUCCCAGAAAUGUUCCCCUCAUAGUUCAUUUCUCUAUAUAAAGCAUUUUCUGGUUAUUUCUUAGAUUAAUUCCCAUUCUUGCUACUUUAUUUCCUUAGACAUUAACACCGUAGUCCACAGCAUAGUUACGUCAUGGAGUCAGAGGAGCAACUGAGUUCAUUUUCCACUCAAAUAGACGGGGCCAAGUCAAGUCCAUAACAUUCUCUAGGUUCUAACAGGAAUACUGCUGUGGUUACAGAACUCAGGGCUGCUAAGGCAACCACUCUUGACUCACGGUUCCUUUGAGUUUGAGUGUAUUGAGACAGAUGUUAACAUCAGGAAAAGCUCUUGCCAAUUAGAGGACCUUCUUAAUCCUCAGCAAUAAAGUUAAGUUUGUGGUUUGGGGGGAGGGGGUUACUAUUACAACAAAAGUAAAUUUGGCAUCCAUAGAAAUCAGUUCUGAUUUUUGAAAGAUUUGUCCAAAUAUAUCAUUUUUUUAAUGUUACUCAUUUAUUAGAUCCUUUAUCCUACAAUUUGCUUAAACCCUUAAAUAAAUUGCACUUUAAAGGAUUAUAAGUAAUCCAUUUAAAAAUUCAAAUACACACAUCAGUGUUGGUUACUAUGCAGAGAGAAUGUCAUUGUGUAUAGUUUCAUUUAAUCUGUGACAAAUGUUCAGCUGUAUUUUUUAUUAAAAUAAACUAUGUCAAGAAAA